Molecule: messenger RNA, 864 nt
Organism: Quercus lobata
Lineage: Eukaryota; Viridiplantae; Streptophyta; Magnoliopsida; Fagales; Fagaceae
Exons: 1
Coding region: 1-864 (287 amino acids)
Source: RefSeq, a predicted model, not a curated record
AUGAAUCGUGUGUUUAAAAAAGGAGAACGUGAUCUAGUGAUCCAACAAAUUGCUAGAUUCUUCUACACUAGUGCCAUCCCUUUUAAUUGUGUCAAAAAUCCGGAGUUUCUGCAAAUGAUUGAUAUGAUUUCAAGAUUUGGGAUUGGCCUUAAGCCUCCUUCCUAUCAUGAGAUUAGGGAGACAUGCUUGAAGAAAGAGGUAGAUUUUACACAACAAAUGCUUGAAGAAUAUAAGGUUGAAUGGAAAAAAACAGGUUGUUCAAUUAUGUCUGAUGGCUGGUCUGAUAAGAAAAAGAGAUCCAUUUGUAAUUUUUUGGUGACUAGUCCCAAAGGAACCAUUUUCCUAUACUCUAUAGACACAUCUAACAUAUCUAAAACAGCUGAAAAAAUUUGUCAAAUGUUAGAUGAAGUUGUCGAUAGGGUUGGAGAGGAGAAUGUUUUGCAAUUGGUGACUGACAAUGCUGCUAACUACAAACUAGCUGGAGAGAUGUUGAUGCAGAAGAGAAAGUGCUUGUUUUGGACUCCAUGUGUUGCCCAUUGCUUGGAUUUGAUGCUUGAGGAUUUUGAAAAAAAGAUUAAGGACCAUAAGUACACAAUUGCAAAGGGGAAGAAGAUUACAACGUUCUUAUAUUCUAGAGCUAUGCUUUUAAAUUGGUUGAGGGAUUUCACUAAAGGGAGGGAAUUGAUUAGACCUGCUGUCACUAGAUUUGCAACAUCAUAUUUGACAUUGUCAUGCCUUAAUGAGUUCAAAGGAGAAUUGAUGGCAAUGUUUUCUUCUGAACAAUGGAGGUGUAGUAAAUUUGCAAAAACAAAAGAAGGGAAAAGAAUUCAUGCCAUAGUUAUGGAUAACAAUGGCUUUUGGUGA